Molecule: messenger RNA, 1944 nt
Organism: Metarhizium album ARSEF 1941
Lineage: Eukaryota; Fungi; Ascomycota; Sordariomycetes; Hypocreales; Clavicipitaceae
Product: Phosphoesterase
Exons: 7
Coding region: 1-1944 (647 amino acids)
Molecular function (GO): hydrolase activity, acting on ester bonds
Source: RefSeq, a predicted model, not a curated record
AUGCACCGCAAACUCUGCCUCCCGGCCGCCGCCUUGGCUGCGGCAACGGCAGUUCAGGCCGGGUCGCUCAAAGACGUCAAACACAUUGUGCUGUUCAUGCAGGAGAACCGCGCGUUUGAUCAUUACUUUGGCACCAUGGCCGGUGUUCGUGGCUUUGGCGACCCCAACGUGCAGAACGACGUCGACAUCUUGAAGCCUUGGCACAUCAACUACCUCGGUGGUGAAUGGCUCGACGCAACACAAUGCAUGGGCGCCGGCGACAAUGGCUGGGUCGCGAUGCACUCGGCCUACAGCGGCGGGCUCGGCAACAAUUGGGCCAACGCAGACAGCCCCUACAGCCUGGGAUACUUCAAAAGAGCUGAUAUUCCGACGCACUUUGACAUUGCCGAGGGCUGGACCGUCGCGGACAUGGCCAGCCAAAGCAUUCUAGCCGCCACGGACCCGAACCGUAUAACAUGGAUGAGUGGCUCUGUGAAUAUCCCCGGGUCGCCAACCAAUCCGGAUGGCAAGGGCGGCAUGAUCAUUGACAACAGUGCAACUCCGGGCUGCGAGGCACCGGGACUUAACUGCUUCCCGUUCGUGUGGAAGACUUUCCCCGAGUACCUGGAGGAUGCGGGCAUCUCGUGGCAGGUGUGGCAGGACUUUGACAACUUCGAGGACAAUAUGCUUGCGUACUUUGCGCAGUACCAGACGGCAAAGACCGGCUCGGCCCUCCGGGACAAGGGUAACUCGUAUCCGGGCCUGAACGCCUUCUUCCAAGCCGCGGCCAGGGGUGCCCUGCCUCAAGUGAGCUGGAUCGUCGGCCCGCAGGAGCAGAGUGAACAUCCUCCCAACCUGCCCAAGGACGGUGCCUGGCUGCAAAAGAAGGUUGUUGACGCCAUCACCAACAGCCCGGCUUACAAUGAGACGGUGCUCAUCAUAAGCUACGACGAGCAAGGAGGCUGGGCCGACCAUGUGGUUCCAGUUGUUGCGCCCAAGGGCACUGCCGGAGAGUGGCUCAAGGAUCCCUACAACAAAUUCGGGGACGUGCCUCUCGGUCCAGGUUGGAGAACGCCUCGGUUUAUCAUCUCGCCAUGGUCACGAGGCGGCAACGUCUUCACCGAGUUUGCCGAUCACACGUCGGAUAUUCAGUUCGUCGAGGAGUGGGCGGCGGCCCACGGCUAUCGAGGCGUGCGAACCAAGGCCCUGACGCAAUGGCGGCGCGACCACAUGUCCAACCUGCUGAAUGCAUUUGACUUUGACAAUGUGAGCACGCGCACGUCGGAACGCAAAAAGCCCGACUACUCCAGGCCCCUGAUCACGCCGGUUGACACGCCUCCUUCCCUUCCCGACGACGGCUCGCGCUGGACAGGAAACCUUAGUCUCGGGUCCUUGACCGGGCCGUGGGUCGGCGCCGCCAAGUGCCUCCAAGAUCACAAGACCAACAAGCCGCCGGUUCCGUAUGGGAAGCAAAACGCCGACCAGGACAUGGCCCAGCUCGUCGAGCAGGGCUUCAAGAGAGUGCGCGGCCGGCUCACCGAGGGUCGCUACCUCACCUUCGAAAUGUUCGGGCUCGCCCUUACCAACUUCAACGGAACCGUGGUCAGCGUUACGCCCGCGACGAGCAGUCACGGUGACGCCAGACAGAGAUGGAUCGUCCACACGGUUGGCGGACCCGGCGCCGGCAACCACUUCUACCUGCAGUCGGCCGUGGACAAGAAGUACGUCUCGGCGUGGCCUGUUGUCGGCCUGCUGACGUCGGAUGCCAACAAGGCGCAGGCGUUUCACAUCACGUACCACCCGAGGGGCUCCAAGUACAGCCUGAGUCUCGGCAACAGAUCGGACGCAUUCGUCAAGCUCAGUCCGACCAGCAGACGGCGCUCGGCCGAUGGAAGCAUGUCGGGGAUCUCCUGGGCGGCAAAGGCGGGAGGGUUCAGCGUUUACAGUGUAUCAUAUUCCUCGUAA